UUGUAAUUGUAGAGAGAGAGAGAGUCAACAAAGGGUUUUUUCGGAGCUACAUUAGAAAAGUAACUAUCUUGCCAUCGUCAUCCUCGUCAUCACCAUCAUCUUCCCCCCCUCUCUCUUCAUUUUUCAUCAAUCAAGAAAUAGAGAGAGAAAGACAGGAAAAAGUGAAUAGAAAUCCACAAAAGAACAGUGUUUAUUUGUGCAUGUCAUAGUGUAUUUAUAGGUACAUAUUUUUGUAUUUCUAUGUAUAAGAUGGUGAUUUGGUGGAUCCGUAGAUCUAACUCUUUUGACAACACAUGGGUUGCAACGUUUCUUUCAGAUCUCAGUCUUCGUCAUUUGGUAUGAUUCAGUAAGUGACCAAAAACUGAUCACAACAAGGCCUAAACGUAUUGAAAGACUGGUGAUUGGGGACUUGGAGGGUUUUAGCAAGAGUGCUGUUUGCAUCCGUUUUGGAUGUUCAGGAAUAGGUGGUAUAUAGGGGUGAGAUGAGGGAUGUUAUCAAGAUUGAUAAAUUUUCUGCAGAAAUGCUGGUGGUGUUCAUCGGACCAUCAUGCGCACUCUGGUUCUGAUACAACUGGCUGGCAAGAUGGUUUACUUUGGUAUAAAGAUUCUGGGCAGCACUUAACUGGUGACUUCUCCAUGGCUGUUGUGCAAGCCAACAAUUUGCUUGAAGAUCAAAGUCAGAUUGAAUCAGGUUCCCUGAGCUUGCUUGAUUCUGGCCCAUAUGGGACAUUUGUGGGAGUAUAUGAUGGUCAUGGCGGGCCUGAGACAUCACGCUACAUCAACGAUAAUCUCUUUCAGAACUUGAAGAGGUUCACUGCUGAGGAUAACUCCAUGUCAAUGGAUGUAAUUCGGAAAGCAUUUCAGGAAACAGAAGAGGGGUUUAUAUCGGUGGUUGCUAAAGAAUGGCUGAAGAAACCGCAACUGGCUGCUGUUGGUUCCUGUUGCCUGGUGGGUGUGAUUUGUAACGGUAUCCUUUACAUUGCUAACCUUGGUGAUUCCCGAGCAGUGUUGGGAAGAGUUGUCAGAGCAACUGGUGAAGUUCUUGCCAUCCAGCUCUCGGCUGAACAUAACGCAAGCAUAGAGUCAGUCAGACAGGAGUUGAAAUCUAUGCACCCAGACGACUCACAGAUAGUAGUUCUUAAGCAUAAUGUGUGGCGUGUGAAGGGAUUGAUACAGGUUUCUCGAUCUAUUGGUGACGCAUAUCUUAAGAAGGCCGAAUUCAACAGGGAACCUUUAUAUGCCAAGUUUCGUCUCCAUGAACCUAUUAUAAGGCCCAUAUUAAGCGCCGAACCAUCAAUUUCAGUCCUUGAACUUCAACCACAUGACAAGUUUCUCAUAUUUGCUUCUGAUGGCCUUUGGGAACACCUCGGCAAUCAGGAGGCGGUUGACAUAGUACAAAAUCAACCCCACCAUGGAAGUGCUAGAAGGCUAGUCAAAGCUGCAUUACAGGAAGCAGCAAAGAAAAGAGAAAUGAGAUAUUCUGAUUUGAAGAAGAUCGAUCGUGGGGUCCGGCGGCAUUUUCAUGAUGACAUCACAGUGAUAGUUGUAUUUCUAGACUCUGAUCUUGUCAGUCGAGCGAGCUCGUUGAGUCACCCUACUUUAUCCAUGAGAGGAGGUGGAGUCAAUAUCCCUGCAAAAACUUUAGCUCCUGCUGCAGCUACAUCCACAUAAAUCGGUAGCCAUUGAAGGCGUGUUUGGUACUCAGUAGUGAAUAGGACUUCGACAGUUUUCUUCUCUGUCUUGAGACUAUUAAAUGCUGUCCUGCCCUUCAUAUCAAACAUGACACAGAGCAUAUGGUUGGUAACAUCGGCCGGAAUAAAGUGGAAGCAGUAAAUGUUUGCUGCAUUUCAUUAAUUAUUGUAGCCUUCUUCGUUACAUCCUUUAUCUGCUCCGGGCAGAUUCAGUCUUCGACGAAUUUGGAAGAUACUUUCAAAGUAAAAGUAAAUUAUAUAAUGUGAACUUUACCCUACUCAAAGACAUCCAUUUUGGCAAAGUUCAUCCAAGCUAAAGCAUCAAGAAGUUUGACUACUCUUGCUCUGUUUACUGGAUAAAGAAGUAUUUAUUUUCUUAGUCUUGCUUUCAAUAAGCGAGUUCGUGUAAAUGUGUAGUUGUAGCAGGGAUUUCUGAAAAAUGGAUUAAUUAUUGAUUCGAAGAGGGUAGUCGAACUAGAUAUAUGUAUUUGUAAGGACGGAGCAAGCACGAGUUUCUCCUAUUCCAUGAAUUUAGUCUUCAUUUCA
This is a messenger RNA of Olea europaea var. sylvestris, 2237 nucleotides long. Its product is annotated as probable protein phosphatase 2C 60. Lineage: Eukaryota; Viridiplantae; Streptophyta; Magnoliopsida; Lamiales; Oleaceae. The record is from RefSeq and is a predicted model, not a curated record. Gene Ontology annotation, molecular function: protein serine/threonine phosphatase activity; cation binding. The coding region runs from base 490 to 1671 and encodes 393 amino acids. Gene Ontology annotation, biological process: protein dephosphorylation. The transcript is spliced from 6 exons.